GAUUGUUAUUCAGUCUAGAAUGAAACAAGGAAGUGGAUCGAAUGGCAUUUUUCAUGUUGAGUGUAACACUUAAUUGUUGCUAUGGAAAGCCGUGUAGCUAAUCUCAAAUCAGUUCAAUAUAUGAUCUGUUCUCGUGAUUAAAAGCAAUAUAUCUUGUUUUGUGCAAGACGAUAUCUUCCUGACACUUGAGUCUCAAUAUGAGUUUAUAUAAAUAGGAGAGAUAAAAAUCUUAAUUUUCAUCAUAUAUGCAUUACUCAUCUGAAAUCCUUGGUGCUAAUCUUAACUAUAUUGAUGCAGACAUGGUCAUGAGGUUGCUUAUAUUUUUUAUUACAGCUAACCUGAACUAUGAACAUUAAAUGAAAACAGAUUUUAAUGAAAAUUGAAAUUGUGUGUAUUUAAAUUCAGGGGAAAAAGGAAGAAAUUUGGAUACAUUUACAGCAAACUGUGGAAAAUGGAAAAUAAUGUGGCUGUUAAGAAGACUGAACAUAAAACUUUAGAAAAAUCUCAUAGGGGAAAAUGUUUCAAAUGUUUGUUUUGGACAUUAUCAUUGGCUGCAGCAUUGGCUGCAAUUAUUGUUGGAAUUAUCUAUUUUAAAAUAACUAGCUCUGAGUUUUCAGAUGAAAUAAUUCACAGUAUUGGUGAUGAAGGGGUACAGAUGUUUAAAGCAUUUGACAGAAACAGUGACAAUUACUUGUCCAUCGAGGAAUUUGAACCAUUGUUCCACUCAAUCAUGGGCCAACAAAGUGAAGGGCAAUUCCUUCUCAAAGAUAAAGUGUAUGAACAGCCAUUUGAUGAAACCGAUGAGAUUCUCUUAGUCAAAUCCUCGUUUCUGCCAUUAGUUCUCAGCAGCAUGACCAAAGCCCAGAACCAAGGGGUUGGAAGCUAUUUUAUGGGCGGUAAUGAAGCUCCACUAGAUGGACUGUACAAGUGGAAAACUCAACACAAAGAACUAGAAAAUUUCGCAGUGGCCCACUUCAACUCCUUCUUUCCACCAAAAGGCACUGAGCUUGGCUCAAUUUAUCACAUAAUAGAAGAUGAAAGGGGCUUUUUGGACGAGAUGACGGGAGAUUUGUCAAGCAAUCGCUACUAUCCCCCAGAUGUUAAGAUGGAACACAUAAUCUUCCAUCGUCUUCUGUCCAUGUUCCAUCCAAGGCCAUUUAUCAUAUCUAGAUUCAAGCCCCGGGGCUCGAUUGCAUGUAUACGGGCUCAAAAUGACAAGUACUUGGACAUAAUAUUCAGAAUUCACGCAGAGUUUCAGCUGAAUGAAUUGCCAAAUUUCCCAUUCUGGUUCACCCCAGCCCAGUUUACGGGACACCUGAUUGUAACGAGGGACCUGAAGCAUAUUGAGCAUUUCAACCUUUAUGUGCCCAGUGACAAGAAACUUAAUGUUGAUAUGGAGUGGCUGGAAGGUCGUAGUAACAUGGUUGUGGAUAUUGGUUACAUGCCGGAGAUGUCACUGCAUUCCGUGUCCCAUUCCAUUCCUGCUUCCCAAAUUAAUGAUAAGACCCCAAGCAUAACCUUUGACCCUGCUGGGAUACAGUGGCACGAGGAAAUUACAGAAACUGCAGCCUUGAAAAAGCUGGAAAUACAUAUGUAUCCCUUUAAAGAAGUGCCAUACUACAAUUUAACAGAAUCAUUGAAGCUUGCAAGUCAAGAAAACAAGCUCAUUCACCAUAUUCUUCUGUGGGGCGCAUUGGACGAUCAAAGUUGCUGAGGUUCGGGACGCACCCUCCGCGAUAUUGCGCUGGGGAGUGCGUCCGUCAUGUCCAUCCUCCGAGAGAAUUUUGUCUCCGGAUGGUCUCUGAUUGCAGAUCUUGAGGACUUGAAAGAGAACUCGACCUGCCCUGAGGCUGUAGCAGUUGCAUCUCAUUUCUUAGAGCAUUACAAAUUUCCUGUGAUGAUGUAUGUAGCAUAUUCCAAUGGCACCAUUGCUCAUAAAGUUAAUGCCAACGAUUUCAUGGAUGUCAAAACCAGCAUUAUGGAAAAUGGAUUCGCUGGCAGUGAUGGUCAGUACAGACAUUUCCUGACCACUGGAAUGGCUCGCUGUCGGCAAGGUGAAGUGGCAGAGUUAAAACCAGUUGAACCGGUUGAGCACCAAGAAGAGUAAUUCAAACAUGCAUUAACCAGAUGUGCUUCAUUUUAGAAAAUUCCAUCCUGUUUGACCAACCUGUUAUUUCUUUUAAAAGGUCAUGUUUUAAGCAUAGUUGUCAGUCUUGUCUACAUCAUGCUACAACUGAUAUGUUGGUCAAACUUCGAAAACAAUUUAACAUAUAUAUUUCAUACCCUGAACACAUGUUUACAAUUACAUUACGCAUGUGUAUAGCAAAUUUCAUCACUCUGUUAAUUUUGAUGAAUUAUGCUUUUCAAUUGACCAGCUGGGAAAACAUCUGAAAAUUGGCACUUGUUGUGAGUGCCCAUGUCUUACUGUUACAUUCCUCUUCAAUUGUUAUAAGCAAUGAAAUAAACCACCUAUGUGCCAUUAUUUAUUAUUCAUUUGAUAACAUUCAUUUUGAAUAUUCAUUUAGUAGAUCUGCAUUGUUUAAUAGCUUGAAUAUUUGUUUUAAAUGUUGAAACAUGUAGGUAUGCUCAUUCAUUUAUUUCAUUAGUGUUUUAUCAGGAAGAAAGGACAGUGUUAUUCAUAUUGUCAGAAAAAGGAACUUCUUUUGUUUAUUCAUACAGCACCAUCAAUUAUCUACGGUCAUUUGAUGUUUUAUCUUUAUCAUAGAUUUAUUAUAUAACUGUUUUUAGUUGAAUCUUCCUUUUUGUUGAUGAUUUAUUGUUUCAUUUAUGUGUGAUUGUUGGGGGUAUACACCAUUGCUUUUGUAAAUACACAUACCGUAUCUAUACAUCAGCUGUAAAACAGCACCAUUUGCACCAUUUUGAUUCUGUGAAACUGCAUUAUGUGAAUUAUUUAUGAUUCUGUGAAACAGCAUUAUUUCAAUCAUUUUGACACUGACUUUUUGUGCUCAGAAAUAGGCCACUCUUUUUAACUAUUUGUGGUGUAAUAUGAUAUGAUGUCAAAACUUUCAACCUUCAAUUGAGCUUACAAAAGGAUGUUGUCGAGAUAUAUGGACACUCCAGAAGCUUCAACUCAAGACCAAUGCUUCUGAAAAUUGGUCAAAAUAGUUGUUAUGAUAAAGUCACAGACUAAGGUGAUUAUCGGUCAUCUAGGGUUAAAAAGUAGGUUUUUAGGUCAAAAAUUUGAAAAACUUUGUUUACACAAUAGAGGCUAAUUGUCUUGAUGAAGUUUUCAAUCAUGUUUUUAUAUGGGUCAUCUCGGGUCAAAACCUAGGUAACUAGGUCAAAUCUUUAAAAAGCAAUAUUCACAACAGAAAAAAGUCGGUUUUUCGUAUGAUCACUGGUCAGAAUGAUUGUGUAGAUAAUUAUGUGAUAUGAAUUUGGGUCAUCUCAGUUGAAAAAGUAGGCCACAAGGUCAAAUGUUUACAGCACUUUAUUUAUGCAACUGAAGCUGCAUUUUUUCCUGGAUCCUCAGGAAACUUGUUCCAAAUGUCUACUUACCUAAUAACAAUUGACUGGCCAUUAGUUAUAAGACAUGUACUCCUGUGAGCUAUAUUAUAGGGUCAUCAAGGCCAUCUUGUUAAAUGUUACUUUUCGCUGUCAACUAUUCAGAAAUAAAGAAAUCUACCAAGGCUUCCAAUUCAUAUUUUGUGAGAGGUUUAAGGUUAUCCAUCCAUGGUAGGUCAAGGACAUUAUAUCUCACCACUAUGCUUUUUUUGUUGGCUUGUACUUAUUAAAAGUUUUUUAUUAAUCAUCAGCUGUGUUAUUUCCUUGUAAGGCUAACAUCUGAUACCAGCGUCAAACAAACCAUUCAGACACUGCGUUCUUGACCUCUCUCCUCAUGUAUGAUGACCCGCCUGUAAAGUGAGCACUCACUGGGGCGGGUCUGAUGAUUUUAUGGGGAAAUUUCGUUGUGGUCGCAGUUUCUUUCUCUUUGUUUGUCACUGGUGUAUUUCGUUUUAUGAUUAUAAAUUUGACAUUUGACUUCAAUGUUGCAUCAUGUAUUAAAUUAAUUAUAUAUAAUAUGAAUCUAUGUCUUCCAUGCUUGUAUUUGUCUCUCUGCUGUUAUUUUGCUAUGAGAUGGGACUUUGUUUGAAUAAUAAAACUAAGAAAGGUUUAA
Messenger RNA from Mya arenaria, 4138 nucleotides. Its product is annotated as selenoprotein N-like. Gene Ontology annotation, cellular component: endoplasmic reticulum membrane. NCBI's taxonomy places the organism in Eukaryota, Metazoa, Mollusca, Bivalvia, Myida, Myidae. The record is from RefSeq and is a predicted model, not a curated record. The transcript has 9 exons. Gene Ontology annotation, biological process: calcium ion homeostasis; skeletal muscle fiber development. Gene Ontology annotation, molecular function: calcium ion binding.